Parascedosporium putredinis is the source of this 1752-nucleotide messenger RNA. NCBI's taxonomy places the organism in Eukaryota, Fungi, Ascomycota, Sordariomycetes, Microascales, Microascaceae. The record is from the annotation of a GenBank genome assembly.
AUGGUUAACCUAGAUGAGCUCCCGAAGGAGUUCCUCCAAGGCCCCUCGUUAGUUCUCCCCCUUCGGAAUCCCCCGCCGUGGCCCCUCUCUCCCAUGCGACACCGAAUACGAGGCUCUCGAACGAGCCCCUCUUCCUACAAACCCUUGAACACCUUUAAGCUGGAAAAAAACCGAUCGUAUAAGCAGCAGUAUGGCGACAUGUACUUCUUGCGUCUCGUCAAGAUUAAGCCCACCGUGGAGAAAGUGGCUGCCGAAGCUUGGGGCGAGCUCGAGAUUCACGGCGAGCGUGUGAAAAAGGCGACCCGUGUCUUGAACGUGCGCCAGGGCGAGUUAAGCUGGGUUGUUGGUACCAUCUACAUGGACAUGUCGCUGAAGCCGAAUAUCCUCGAGGACGUAUCGAAUGAUAAAUGGCUUUCCGCGCCCGUCGCGGUGGAAAAGUACUACGCUGCUGGCGAGGCCGACAACAUCAUGCUAGAAGACGAUUCGGGUCGGGUCCGUCUCAUGGGCGACAAGAUCAAGUCUGUGCCGCUCGUGACUGGCUGCAUCAUUGCUGUUAUGGGGACCGAGACGAUCGACGGCGAGUUCGACGUUGUGGAUAUCAAGUUCCCCGACCUCGCCCCCAGCCUGAGAGAUGUCGGGCGGGUCUGGGAGUGGGGGAAGAAGGUGGCCCUAGUCUCCGGGCUCUCCUUCUCCAACAGCGAUGCUUCGUACAGUCUGGCCCUCAAAAUUUUGCUGGAAUUCAUCCUGGGUGAGGCGCUCGACCCGGCCACGCAAAAGGACGUGGCCCAAAUCACUCGACUCAUCCUGGCUGGCAAUUCGAUUGCUCCCGAGCAGCGCGAGGAGAAGCCGGACAGGAAAGGCGGCAACAAGAAGUACGGGUACGAUGCUAGCUCCUACAACGCGACGCCCUUUGAACUGCUCGAUGACUUCCUGGCCGAGAUUCUACCCUCCAUCCCCGUCACCCUACUUCCUGGGGCUGACGACCCGGCUAAUGCUGCAUACCCGCAACAGCCCGUGCAUCCCGCCAUGUUCCCUCGAGCGAGAGAAUUUGUAACGGAUACCCCGGGCGAGCCCAAUUGGUUUGACUGUGUAACGAACCCCUGGGAUGGUGAGGUUGAGGGCUGGCGAUUCCUCGGUACCGGCGGCCAAAACGUGGAUGACGUUUUCAAGUACAUCAGCAGUGAUGACCGGAUUGGGAUGAUGGAGGGCAUGUUGCGGUGGAGAUGCGUCGCCCCUACCGCCCCCGAUACAUUGUGGAGCUACCCUUUCCAGGACGACGACCCCUUUGUGCUCAAGAUGUGCCCCCACCUCUACUUUGUUGGAUCCCAGCCUGAGUUUUCCACCAGCGUCAUUCACGGGCCUGAAGGACAGUCUCUCUAUAGCGCCCUCACUUGCAUCGUCCCCCUCAACCUCCUCAACCUCGGCAUCAGACAUGCCCUGGUUCCCCUCGAGAAACUCUCUCAUGCGAGAUGCAAUGUUGCGCAGCUGCUCAUACUCCCUCCUGGCACCCUCCUCCCGCCCCCGCAGUACGAGCUCGUCCUCUGUGACCCAGUAGGGUCGCCGCGGCGCGCGCGGCGGAUGGCGCCACCGUACCUGCGCGAGACGACGACGGCGAACGCGGCGGCUGGUGCGCGGAUCGGACCCUGGGAAGAAGGAGGAGGCGGCGGGCCGGCGGCGGUCGUGGUGAUGAAAAACGCAAUCUCGAGACAGGGGACGCGCAUGAUGGUGCGCAUGAGAGGGUCUCGGGCUUGA